AUGGCCUGCGAAACACAGCUGCUGGAAAAGGAGUUUGGUCGACUAACGUCGCCGGAGUACAAGUACAAGCAGAAGGUGCAGCCCAGCGAAAAAAUCCGCCAUGUCGAAGAAGAGGAGCCGGCCUACUACAUGCUGCUGCUCACCUACCUGGGGUAUCUGAUUAUGAUUGUGUGUGGCCACGUGCAGGACUACUACGCCAAGGUGUUCCAUCCCGAGACGGUGGCAGACUUCAUGGCCAAGGACGGCUAUGCGCCGCUGUUUUCCGACUUUGAGUCCUUCUACAUCCGACGUCUGCAGAAGCGACUGCGAGACUGUUUCGGCCGAGUGGUCACGGGCGUCCCCGGACGAUACAUCACCGUGCUGGACCGAGUCUCUAACGACUACAACACCACCUACAAGUACCUGGGCACCUCCACCGACUGUCUCAACCUGUCGUCGUACAACUACCUUGGAUUUGCCCAGUCCUCAGGCCAGUGCACAGACGCAGCCGAGGUUAGCAUCAACACAGAGGGAAUCUCGUCCUUUGGCACCCGAGCCGUCUGCGGCACUCUGGACGCACACGUCAAGACCGAAAAGCGUGUUGCCGAGUUUCUGGGUAAGGAGGACGCUCUCGUCUACUCCAUGGGCUACGGCACCAACGCCUCGGUCUUCUCGUCGCUCGUCGACAAGCACUGUCUAGUGCUCUCUGACGCGCUCAACCACGGAUCCAUUCGAUACGGCGCCCGUCUCUCUGGUGCCGUCAUUAAAAUCUUCAAACACAAUGACACCAAGGACCUGGAACGAGUCCUGCGAGAACAGAUUUCGCAAGGCCAGCCCAAGACCCACCGACCCUGGAAAAAGAUUCUCGUUGCCGUCGAGGGUCUGUACUCCAUGGAGGGAACCAUGACCGAUCUGCCCACCAUGUGCGAUCUACGAGACAAAUACAAGUUCUACCUGUUUGUGGACGAAGCACACUCCAUCGGAGCUCUGGGACCGCGAGGCAGAGGUAUCUGCGACUACCUGGCCGUCGACCCCGCACGUGUGGACAUCCUCAUGGGCACCUUCACCAAGUCGUUUGGCGCCACAGGAGGUUACAUUGCGUCGUCGCACGAGCUAAUCAACCACCUGCGGGUCAACAACAUGGGCAACGUGUACGCAGAGUCCGUGUCACCACCCGUUCUCGCACAGAUCACAGCUGCCCUGCAGACGAUUGACGGCGAGAUUCGGCCUGGUGAGGGAGAGGAGCGUCUGGAACGUAUCGCAUUCAACUCGCGGUAUCUCCGUCUGGCGCUCAAGCGGCUCGGUUUCAUUGUCUACGGCAUUGACGACUCGCCCAUCAUUCCGGUGCUCCUGUACGUGCCGGCCAAAAUGCCUGAAAUGGGCCGAAUUCUGUUGAAGAUGGGCAUUGCCGUGGUGGUGGUGGGUUACCCUGCAACAGACAUUGCGUCGUCACGGGCCCGGUUUUGCAUGAGUGCCGCGCUGACCAAGGAAGAUCUGGACCGAAUCAUUAAGGUCAUGUGGCAGCUCGGCAACAUUCUGUCCUUCAAGUAUGGCAAGGGAAUGCCUGAUGCCAACGGCAAGGUGCGACAUUGGGAGCUCAGCGAGGUUUUGGCCUCGGGCGUGGAGGACUGUAAGAAGGAUUGGUAA
Molecule: messenger RNA, 1626 nt
Organism: Yarrowia lipolytica CLIB122
Lineage: Eukaryota; Fungi; Ascomycota; Dipodascomycetes; Dipodascales
Biological process (GO): sphingosine biosynthetic process; ceramide biosynthetic process
Cellular component (GO): serine palmitoyltransferase complex
Molecular function (GO): pyridoxal phosphate binding; serine C-palmitoyltransferase activity
Source: RefSeq, a predicted model, not a curated record